UCUCUCCGCUGCAGACUCGGCCUAUAAAGCCACCCUGCGUGUCCUUGCCAACCCUGGACCCCUCCCUUGAUACCCGAGCCACAAUGGCAGAGCUGCCCACAACGGAGGCGCCCAGGGACCCUGCUCUGUGCAGCGGGCGCUUCACCAUCAGCACCCUCCUGGGGGGUGACGAGUCCCUGACAACCGCAGCCUAUGACACCAGCCACCCCAGCCACCUGACCCAAGGCAGCACCCUCUACCUGCGCACCUUCGGGUACAACACCAUCGACGUGGUGCCGGCCUAUGAGCACUACGCCAACAGUGCCCUGCCCGGAGAGCCCCGGAAGGUCCGGCCCACACUGGCCGACCUGCACUCCUUCCUCAAGCAGGAUGGGAGCCACCUGCACGCCCUGGCCUUCGACAGCCGGCCCAGCUGUGAGCUGACUGACGGGCUGGUGGAGGACGAGGCGGGCACCCACAGUGAGAAGAGCCCGGGGGAGCCUGUGCGCUUCGGCUGGGUCAAGGGAGUGAUGAUCCGCUGCAUGCUCAACAUCUGGGGUGUGAUCCUCUACCUGCGGCUCCCCUGGAUUACAGCACAGGCAGGCAUUGUCCUGACCUGGAUCAUCAUCCUGCUCUCCGUCAUGGUGACCUCCAUCACCGGUCUCUCCAUCUCAGCCAUCUCCACCAACGGCAAGGUCAAGUCAGGUGGCACCUAUUUCCUCAUCUCCCGGAGUCUUGGCCCAGAGCUGGGGGGCUCCAUCGGCCUCAUCUUUGCUUUUGCCAAUGCUGUGGGUGUGGCCAUGCACACGGUGGGCUUCGCGGAGACUGUGCGGGACCUGCUGCAGGAGUACGGCACGCCCAUCGUGGACCCCAUCAAUGACAUCCGCAUCAUUGGCGUGGUCACCGUCACUGUGCUCCUGGCCAUUUCCCUGGCUGGCAUGGAGUGGGAGUCCAAGGCUCAGGUGUUGUUCUUCCUUGUCAUCAUGGUCUCCUUUGCCAACUACGUGGUGGGAACACUGAUCCCCCCAUCUGAGGACAAGGCCUCCAAGGGCUUCUUCAGCUACCGGGGGGACAUUUUUGUCCAGAACUUGGUGCCCAGCUGGCGGGGUAUCGAUGGCAGCUUCUUUGGGAUGUUCUCCAUCUUCUUUCCCUCUGCCACUGGCAUCUUGGCAGGAGCCAACAUCUCCGGGGACCUCAAGGACCCCGCUAUAGCCAUCCCCAAGGGAACUCUGAUGGCCAUUUUCUGGACCACCAUCUCCUACCUGGCCAUCUCAGCCACCAUUGGCUCCUGUGUGGUCAGGGAUGCCUCUGGAGACCUGAAUGACACGGUGACCUCUGGCUGGGGUGCUUGUGAGGGGCUGGCCUGCAGUUAUGGCUGGAACUUCACCAAGUGCUCCCAGCAGCACAGCUGCCGCUAUGGCCUCAUCAAUUACUACCAGACCAUGAGCAUGGUGUCAGCCUUCGCACCCCUGAUCACAGCUGGCAUCUUCGGGGCCACCCUCUCUUCUGCCCUUGCCUGCCUCGUCUCAGCUGCCAAAGUUUUCCAGUGCCUGUGUGAGGACCAGCUGUACCCGCUGAUCGGCUUCUUCGGCAAGGGCUAUGGCAAGAACAAGGAGCCUGUGCGAGGCUACUUGCUGGCCUACGCCAUUGCUGUGGCCUUCAUCAUCAUUGCGGAGCUCAACACCAUUGCCCCCAUCAUCUCCAACUUCUUCCUGUGCUCCUACGCCCUCAUCAACUUCAGCUGCUUCCACGCCUCCAUCACCAACUCCCCUGGGUGGAGGCCCUCGUUCCAGUACUACAGCAAGUGGGCGGCGCUGUUUGGGGCAGUUGUCUCCGUGGUCAUCAUGUUCCUGCUGACCUGGUGGGCAGCCCUCAUCGCCAUUGGAGUCGUCCUCUUCCUCCUGCUCUAUGUGAUCUACAAGAAGCCAGAGGUGAACUGGGGCUCCUCCGUGCAGGCCGGCUCCUACAACCUGGCCCUGAGCUACUCCAUGGGCCUCAGUGAGGUGGAAGACCACAUCAAGAAUUACCGCCCCCAAUGCCUGGUGCUCACAGGGCCCCCCAACUUCCGCCCAGCCCUCGUGGACUUUGUAGGCACCUUCACCCAGAACCUGAGCCUCAUGAUCUGUGGCCACGUGCUCAUUGGACCCCACAAGCAGAGGAUGCCUGAGCUCCGACUCCUGGCCAGUGGGCACACCAAGUGGCUAAAGAAGAGGAAGGUCAAGGCCUUCUACUCAGAUGUCAUCGCUGAGGACCUCCGCAGCGGUGUUCAGACUCUUAUGCAGGCCACGGGUCUGGGGAGAAUGAAGCCCAACAUUCUGGUGGUGGGAUUCAAGAAGAACUGGCAGUCUGCUCACCCGGCCACAGUGGAAGACUACAUCGGCAUCCUGCAUGAUGCCUUUGAUUUCAACUACGGCAUGUGCAUCAUGAGGAUGCGAGAGGGGCUCAACAUCUCCGAGGUGCUGCAGGCGCACAUUAAUCCUGUGUUUGAUCCAGCAGAGGACAGCAAGGGAGCCAGUGCCUGUGGGGCCAGGCCAUCUGUGUCUGGCACAUUGGACCCUGAGGCUCUGGUGCAGGAGGAGCAGGCCAACACCAUCUUCCAGUCAGAGCAGGGCAAGAAGACUAUUGACAUCUACUGGCUCUUUGACGAUGGAGGCCUUACCCUCCUCAUCCCCUACCUCCUCCACCGCAAGAAGAGAUGGGCCAAAUGCAAGAUCCGCGUGUUCGUCGGGGGCCAGAUCAACAGACUGGACCAGGAGAGAAAGGCGAUCAUUUCUCUGUUGAGCAAGUUCCGACUGGGAUUCCAUGAAGUUCACAUCCUUCCCGACAUCAACCAGAAGCCGAGUGCUGAGCACAUUAAGCGGUUUGAGGACAUGAUUGCACCCUUCCGCCUAAAUGAUGGCUUCAAGGACGAGGCCACGGUUGCAGAGAUGAGGCGAGACUGUCCCUGGAAGAUCUCAGAUGAAGAGGUCAACAAGAACAGAGUCAAGCACCUUGCCCAUAGGGAGGAAGGGGAAGUCCCCCAGCUCCCUGUACAUGGCCUGGCUGGAGACCCUGUCCCAGGACCUCAGACCUCCAGUCAUCCUGAUCCGAGGGAACCAGGAAAACGUGCUCACCUUUUACUGCCAGUAACUCCAGGUGUGACCAUCCCUGCCCAAAGCCGAGGGUGUGUGGCACAAGUUGGAACUCGACCGGCUCCGGUCUUAGGGACAACCUCACAUUCUGUUGUGCGUGAAGUUAUAGCAGCUGAUGAUCCAAUUGCAAGAAAUGAUAGAUUUCCAGACUUUGGCUGGACUCCACUUCCAAUGGACAUAUCCUCUGGGCCUUCUAUUUACGGGAUGGAGGAGGAGGAGCAGAUGAAGUUGCAUGGAAAAUUCUCUGGAAGAUCCUAUCUGUUUAAGUGUUUGCUUUUGAUCUUGAUGACUAUUAAUUAAGAUUUCAGUCUUUGAUUUAUGUGUAAAUUGUGCUGGGUGUCAUCUGGCAAUUUCUAAAGACCUUCCCUGAUCAAAGUCCCUCCCAAGCCCUGCCUCCUUGCUCCAACAGUCAGGAGGGUGGGGAGGCCACCUCAGGACCUGUGGGAGCACCAAAGGCCACACAGGUCCUUGAGCAAGAAAAAUAUGUACAUCUCUUCAGACACUUCUCACUCCUGUCACAUUUAACACUGGUUCUUUGGUGUCUCCAUCAGACCAGGGACUUUCGAACUUCUCUGGGUGCAACUCACAGUGAGAAAUAUCAUUUUACAUUGAAACUUGGAAUGAACACACAACACACACACAUACACACACACACACACACAAGUGACUGAACCAAGUUUCAUCUUACUCUGGGUGAUGUUCUCCAGUAUUUUCUGUUUCCUUGUUGUUAAAAAAAAUUAAUGUUGGUUAUAAUCCAUUAAAAUUAUUUUGGACCCACUAGUGGGUGGUGAAAAACAGGCUA
Messenger RNA from Fukomys damarensis (Damara mole-rat), 3912 nucleotides. RefSeq names its product solute carrier family 12 member 3 (gene Slc12a3). The record is from RefSeq and is a predicted model, not a curated record. Gene Ontology annotation, cellular component: membrane. Lineage: Eukaryota; Metazoa; Chordata; Mammalia; Rodentia; Bathyergidae. Bases 84 to 3410 code for a protein of 1108 amino acids. The transcript is spliced from 25 exons. Gene Ontology annotation, biological process: chloride transmembrane transport; chloride ion homeostasis; potassium ion homeostasis. Gene Ontology annotation, molecular function: sodium:potassium:chloride symporter activity.